Messenger RNA from Brassica oleracea var. oleracea, 328 nucleotides. RefSeq lists its product as uncharacterized. Bases 51 to 281 code for a protein of 76 amino acids. The transcript is spliced from 2 exons. The record is from RefSeq and is a predicted model, not a curated record. Lineage: Eukaryota; Viridiplantae; Streptophyta; Magnoliopsida; Brassicales; Brassicaceae.
AGAUAAAAAUAAGAGAGAAAAGGGUAGAACAAAGUUUGUUAAGAUCUUGAAUGGCAAAAUGGAGUGCCUUAGUGUUGAUAAUGAUGGUGGUGAUUGCUGCUACGGUCACAGUAGAAGCAAAGAAGCAAAAUGCUUGGAUUAAAUGUUUUCGCAAAUGUUCUAAACCUUGUAAGCCUAACGACGGUAAUUGUUAUGAACGUUGUAAAAUUAAAUGUGGUGGCCCCAACCCUCCUCAUGGUCCAGGAGGACCCCCUCCUCCAUCUAAACAGAACUUUAUAUGAAAUGGCAUCUGUGGAAGUUCGGGGAAGGAAGAAAUAAUUUUUUUUUA